UCGGCGCUGCUCCAUAAUGACAGAUAGAGGCAAGAUUUUCUACGCAUAAAACUCUCGACGAUUGUUGUAAAUCCUGUAACGCGAGGUUCAAGAGGAGCUGCAGAGAGGCAGCGGGGGCUGUGUCCCGGAGGGAGAGGUGGACUCGGACACGGCAGGAGGUCUUAAGAACGGUCUCGGGAUGAGGAGUGCUGCAGCAGGAGAGGCGUCUCGCGUAAAAUUGACCAGCGGUGAGGCAUGGAAGCUGCCGCCGCUGGAGCCGGUCUCCCACAGCAGCAGCAGCUCCUCCGGCAAGGGCUGCAGCAACUCGACAGUGGUGUCAACCUUGCCCCGGGCAUCCCUGGACUCGACGUCGUGAGAGCUUUGCACCAGACAGUGAUAUCGCUACGCACGGCGCUGGACAGGUCGCGCGAGGAGCUUAACCAGCUCAAAGAGCGGAAGCAGAGGAGCGAGACGGAGCCGCCCCCGACGUCGGUGCGGAGCCACGAGACCGUCGAGUGGCUAGCCCUCGAGAACCACUUGCUGCGCAGGCGUCUCCUUGGCAGGGCCGGUGAGUUUACCAGCGAUGCAGCAACGAAUGCGUCGCCACCGACGAGGACGCCGACGUCACCACCCCCGCGCACACUCGAGCUAGAGCUUCUAGAGGAAGGGUGGUUAUCAGAGAAAGUAGCAAAGAUGGAAGCCGAAUCGGGGGAAACGUCGAAUGCGAAGGCAAGCGGCCAAGAAUCGACCAAGGAGGCCACCGACGAGGAGAAGUCCGCGACGGCAUCGGCACCGGUGCCGGACAACCUCGAGGUACUUGCUCGCGAGUCCGUGAGCGAAGGAUCACUCGUCGGCGAAGGUAAGGACGAGUCGGAGCCCCGGUCGUCUCACGAUGCCAAGUUGACUGACCAACGCACCUUCAACGAGUCGGAGAACGAGUCCGAGGAGCUCGACGACAUCGAGCUUAUCUUUACGACCGACGAUACCUGCAGGGAUGUUUGCCUACAGGAGGGCCUUGUAUCAAUCACCGACACGGACAACUGGCAGCAAUCACCACUAACACCCACAUCGAGCGAUCAGCACAAGUCUCUACUGAAGAGCGGCCAGUCCAAGUCCGGGGAGAGCGAGGCGGAACUCGCGUGCAACGACAGCACGAGCACGAGCAACGAGAAGCCCGGCUCCGUGGAGGAGGCGGCCUCCUCCCAGAGCAGCAGCAUCGACCGCGAGGAGAGCGUCGACAGGUUCGACGAAAGUUCGGGCAGCCGACUCAACAAAUUAUGGUCCCAGUGCUCGGUCCUCGUCGAGACGGACAUCAGCAAAUGCGGCGUCCUCGAGGAAGCAGAUCUCGUCGCGCGCCACGCCGCUCGGCGCAACACCCUCGCCGCUCCGACAGCCGCAUACAGGCCGAUAAUCCAUCGGGAGGCUCUAGCCGCUGGCCGUCGUAAGAGCUCCGCACCACUGAGGCCGGUGAUGGACAGGAGCGGCUCCGGGGAAGGCGCACGCCGCGAAUCCGGCGCCCAGACUGACAUCUCCGCCCUGCCGGGCCAGUGGCGCUCCGAGAGCUACCUCGCCCACAAGGUCGCUCACGCCUUCACCACUCUGCCGAGCAAAUUCGCGCUACCGGCGGGAGUGCCAGGGAGGAUGCGGCUCUCGUAUAAGACGCGCGAGGCCAAGCGGGUCAUGCUGUCGGACAUCAGUUUCACGAGUAUGGUGCCGGAGCUGUCGAGGAGUGCGGAUCACCUGUGCCAGGAGAGCCAGAACCAGUUUCCACAGCCGCACUACUACACCUCCCGUGGGGGUUGCGGGCUCCGCACCCCGGAGAGCAACAGACGCGAGUCCUGGAACCGAAGCGGUGCCACCUCGAUUGCCGGCCUCCCGAGUCCCUGCGAUUGCCGACUCUCGACGGAUCUCUACUCCGCUCGCUAUCGGGGCAGCCUCUCCUCGAUCGCCACGCCGAUAAGUGACCUGGGGGGACCCACGAGGCGACACUCCUGGCGCCCCAACGUCGCGGCCUCGUUCGACGGCUGGAGAGGACCGGCUGUUGGCCCGGGUGGCGGCCCGAACGCGAGCUCAGCCGGCCAGCCGACAAGACCCACCUGGUCCUCGAUGCCGUCCUCGCCGACCCACGUCCAGCCUCCGACAGCGGCGCUCAUCGCCAGGCUCGUCGGCGGCCCCUCACGUAGAGCCCGUUCCAAGGUCACGUUCCAAGAAUGUCCGAUGAUCCGCGGCAGCUUGCCGAAUCUGCGCUCGGAGACGCUCGAGGACAAUAGCGGCGACUCGACCGAGUCCUUGAUUGACGAGGCCGAGGAUUACCUGAGGCGCAGCAUCGACUCCAUGCUAACGAUCUCGACGUCCGGGGAUCCAGGCGCCCGGAGGCACUUGGCCCGACGAAGAAGGGCGCGCAGGCAUUCCGAGCCCGAUUUGUUUCGCGAUUGGAAUCCGCCUCGGGACGCGAGGCCCUACUUGCCAAAGAUACCACGAGAUCUCAAAUUGGACCAUCUAGUUAAGGUAAUCUCCCCGGAGGGGAAGAUCCUACAAGGUCGCGUACGAUACGUCGGGCCCAUCACCGGCAAAGAAGAUGUGCACGUAGGCGUUGAACUUCCAAACGAAAAUGGGAUAUCCGAUGGUACCAUCCAUGGGAGGCGAUACUUCGAUUGUGAGCCCGAGCACGCGAUCUUCGUGCCCUUCAAGAAGGUCGUCCUCGCCUGGUGCACCACUUGACCCGAAAUCGGCGCCUCCUACGAGCUUUUGGCUCCGCGACCAUCAACACCCAGGAUCCUGCUAACUCAGUAUACCGUUUGAGAUCCGAAGCACCAUCGAUGUUACACGUCUUCGUAAGCGCAUGUUUUCUACCUGCUUCGACCCCGCUGGAUGUGCUUUUCUUUCCCCUCAAGGACCUCGCGCUCUCCUUCCCCUACUCACUUCGAGUGCACGACGAGUCGACGAAGUACAACACGACCUCGCUCACACACUCGAUUCACUCAACAGUAUUAAGGAUAUUAUUGCCUGGUUUUCUAGAGAUUUCGGAUGCUUAGAGGAGUGACGAUGCAUUACUUAUCGAUAUGUUUCUCCGCACAGCCGUAUGGAUGAAAGAUAAGAGUGCUUGUAACGAUAGUCAAGUGGACUGGCACGAUUUAUAAAUAUUCUUAUGAUUUGAUUUGACGUUGGUAUUUUUGAAGCGAGGUAACAUCACUUUUGAUGGCGUAUGAACGAGAAAUUUUAUUUCUUCCAACAUUAUUUAUUAAAAGUGUAGCUGCAAUUGUUAAAACUAUGCAUUUACCUAUCAAUUAUUAAAAGAUUUAGUCGGCAAUUUAUUGUACAUAAGCAAAACAGAACAAAACA
Messenger RNA from Ceratosolen solmsi marchali, 3321 nucleotides. RefSeq lists its product as uncharacterized. The transcript has 10 exons. NCBI's taxonomy places the organism in Eukaryota, Metazoa, Arthropoda, Insecta, Hymenoptera, Agaonidae. Bases 235 to 2700 code for a protein of 821 amino acids. The record is from RefSeq and is a predicted model, not a curated record.